Messenger RNA from Entamoeba invadens IP1, 1266 nucleotides. RefSeq lists its product as hypothetical. Bases 1 to 1266 code for a protein of 421 amino acids. The transcript has a single exon. The record is from RefSeq and is a predicted model, not a curated record. Lineage: Eukaryota; Evosea; Mastigamoebida; Endamoebidae.
AUGAGUGUUAAACUUCCAACACGAACUGAACGAGACAAACACCAAAUUGCACGGACGAGUUUUGAACAAUCUGAUUCAGUACGACGGUAUCAAAUGAAAUUGGCCAAUUUACUUCAACAAACGAAACCCUUAUCGGAUGAUGUUUUGAAUAUUUCGUCCAAGCAACGAAGUGACAUGUCAAUGGGUAAAUAUAAAGAUGAAGAUAAUUAUGGGGUCGCAACUUUACUUGCUAAGGCGAACAUGAAAAUUGCUGAGUUACAAAAUGAACUUAAGGAGAAAAACGAUGUAUUAAUGAAUACAUCAUUAAUGACACAAGAAAUUAAUGGACUUCGCAAGACAAACACCGAGUUAAUGCAAGAGAACAUUCGUUUGAACAAAGAGCACUGUUUGUUACGUGAAGAGAACAGACAACUGAAGUACCAAAACAAUCAACUGGUGACUCAGAUACAUCAACUCCAAGCAUCAAUCACGUUGUAUUCACAAACCGCACUUAAUUCUUCACAUGACGUCCAAAUUGAUCACUUAAAGAACAACUUACCUGAGACAAAGAACAAGAAAACAAUUUUCGCGUAUGAAAAUAAUUCUUUUCUUGUCUGUGCAGACUUCAAAGGGUCUCAAGACAUCGAAGAAGUCAUCAAUUUUAAAGUCCCUUUUUCGGCCAUCCAAAAUCAAGAAGAGAUGGUUGUUGUCUUUAAGAAAUACGACUUGGACACGUAUGGGAACCAAAGAAAAGAACCCGAGCUGUUGUCGAUCAAACUUGUUUUUUCGGACCUAAAGAAGUUUGCCGACGAUACGUAUAAAUCGUCCAAUUUCUACGGUUCGACUUUUGAUGGAAAGCAAUGUAAAACAUCCUUUGAAUUCUCAAUCGGAAAAGAUAAAGAAUUGAAUGAAGAGUUAGUGCCAUUUCCAUUGUCGACGGUAUACAGUGGUGGUAUCUAUAAUUGUCAUGGCGUCGAUUUACAAAUCGACCCGGGGGCUCAAGACACUAAUUAUGUCCUCUAUGCAGACCAAAAGUCAAAUUAUGUUCGAGUCACAUUUUGCGACCCGACUCAACACUUCACAAGAGAUGGAAACAAUUUGAAAACAUCAGUUGAUGUCAGUUACACAGAAGACAAUUUCUUUAUCAACUUACCCGACGGAAAUCAAAUGUCUCUCGGUAUAUCAAUCGAGAAGCCUUUAUUUAUCGAGUAUUUAGGUAUAGGUUUACCAGUACUCGGCCAACCAGAUAAACGUGGUAAUCUGGUUGUAAAACUAAACUAUUUAUAG